Molecule: messenger RNA, 9535 nt
Organism: Mytilus californianus (California mussel)
Lineage: Eukaryota; Metazoa; Mollusca; Bivalvia; Mytilida; Mytilidae
Exons: 3
Coding region: 1-990 (329 amino acids)
Source: RefSeq, a predicted model, not a curated record
AUGAUUAUCAUUUAUGUAUUAUCAAAAUUUAUAGAGUGUAACAGCAAGCAUUUAGGAAAGGUUAAAGAAGCAAAGAGUGAAGCAGAGAUUCAAGCUAUCCUUGCCCAUCACUUGUUCUCACAACUUGCACCAACUGGAAAAUAUGUGAUUGAUGGUAGAUGUGCACCUGUUGAUUUAAAGAAAUGUCCUGCAUGUAAAGCAGACCUUGUCUAUGGGGAUACAUCUAUAGGAAAUCCAGCUUACUGGCAUGGAUAUCCUGAUAUUCUAAUAGAUAGAAGUACUGUUAAAGUUGAUAUAAAUGAAAGUUGUUGUGAAACAGAAGAAACUCAAGAAUAUGAAUGGCCAGAACCAGUUGCAAAGAAGCAAAGACUAUUAGAACAGACAAAUGGCGCAGGUGGAGAAGGAUCCAUUUUAACCCUAAAACCUGAUAUUUUUACUACAUGUGUCGAGGUUAAAAAAGAUCAAUUCUUUAAAACUGAAAAAGCCUUAAGACAGUCAUUUGCUCAGACUAUAACAAAUGCUUUUUAUCAAGUAAAAGAGAAGCCAAAGCUCCAGAGUCUUUGUAUUCCAUCAUUUUUAGCUUCAGAUAAUAAAGUAAGGAUUAUUAUGUACAACUGUGAACAGGACAGGCUGUAUAUAUCUGAAGAUAUGUAUCUGUUUGAUACUUUAUGUGACCAUGGCCUGAAUGUUGGAACAAUUGUCUCCAUAUGGCUGGCAUUAAAUUUUGAAAACUUUCAAAAUGGGGUUGAUGAAGAAGAUCUUACAGCUAUAGCACUAAAGAAGUCAUCAUUUCAAGAAAAAAUGCCAGAUACAGUACUGUCAGUCUACAAACAUCAGUUGUACAGACCUCUGCCAAGGAAAAGAAAACAAACAGAGCAACCACCUCGUACUACUUUGGGUGUAAGACUUCUCAAAUCUAAAUAUGCCAAAAAUCUCCUAGAGAGGUUGGAAAGCUUAGACUCAAGAUUUUUUAAAACACCUUGCAAGUAGUCCACCAGGUGAUAUUCACCCUUUUAGAAAUGUCAAGGAAGCAUUUAGAAAAGUUGAAAAACAACCAAGAGCUUGAUGAUCAUGAUGAAGCUACUAUUUAUUAUUCACCACCUUAUGAUAUUCUCUGUGAAGAAUCUUGAGGUAUCUUGAUAGAAAAUUUUAUGAGACUUAAUAAUAUAAAUAUAUAAAUGAUAUUGUACAAAGUAUUUUACACAAAAUCUUUUUAAGAUCACCUGGUAUAACAGACCAUGUCAGGUUUUGCCAUCAAUUGGCAUCCAUUAAUGUUGUUUAUCUGUGUGACUGUCCAAAAUUUCUCUGAGAAUACUGGGCCAAACUAUAUCAAACUUAUACCUGAAUGUUUCCUAGUGAAUCUAGUAAAAAACUGUAUAUUGGGAUUUGAUCAAUCAAACAUGGCUGCUGUUAAUAAAAAUAGGGGUAAAAUGCUGUUUUUGAAUUGAAUAAUAUUUUAAAUAUAAAAGCAGUAAGAGAAAAAUUGACAAGUAUAGAAUUGUCACCAGGUCAAAGUCUAUAUACCUUCUGGAAUUUUUAGAAAAAUGGACAACCUGUUUUAGAGAUACAUGUAUUGCCCCCAAAAUGUACAAUUUUACCAAAUCUCACAGUUUUUGGCUUACACUUGAAAAAUUAAAACUGUAAGAGCAAAACUGACCAAGGGUUACAAUGAUCAGCAGGUCAAGGUCUAUUUAAUAUGGAUUUUCAUUUUCAGUAGAUCAAUUAUAAAGGAUCAAUAAGAUGAAUGAAUUUCAGAGAAAAGACAAAAAAAUAUUGUGUUUAAAAAAGCAGGUAGGGUUUAUUUGACCCGAAAAUCAGUGCCAUAAUCAACUUAUAUUAUUCUUAAGUAAAUUUUAAUAUCAGUUAUCAGUUAUUUGCCGUAAAUGAUAAACAUGUUGUAUUUAUUUAAUCUGUGUAUUUACUGUAAUCAAAUUAUUUGUUUAUUAGCAAUUGUAUUGCUAUUCAACAGUAUAAGGUAUUAAAAAAAUGGGCUGGAUCAUAACACCAAAUCUUAUUUGGCAAUUGUCUCAAAACUGUGAUACUGUGGAUUCAUUUAUUUUCGUGGGUACCAAUUUUCGUGGUUUCAGGAAAAGUUGCAGUUUCGUGGAUAUUUAAUUUCAUUGUUUUGGUAAAGACUGCAUACAUUCCUUUAGAAAAUUUGUAAUUCGUUGAACAUUUGAAUUUGUGGUUCCUCUGUACCCACGAAAUCCACGAAAAUUGGUAUCCAAUGAAUAUUAAUAAAUUCACAGUAUAUAGAUAUAAAUAGUAAAAAGUAAAACAAUCGUUGAUACAAGCCCUACAAAAAUACGAGAUAAGAUUUACAAAUAGGCAAACAUAACUUAUUACAUAAGAGUGAAAAUGAAUAUCAAAAUGAUUUUAUGUCCUACAGUAAGGGGGAGGGGGUGUAAAGUGCUUCCUUAUUAAAAGGCAUCUCAUUUUCCCCCUAAAAAUUCAAAUGUGUUUUAUAAGAAUGUCAUGAAAACAAUUGCCUUUAACUUGAAUAAAUAGCUACCUGCCCAUGCUACUGUAUUGUAUGCCCUGAAUGUUGUAAUCAAUCAUUUCAAGGGCAAUAAAGCAUGUACAAAGUACAUGUAUCUAUGAUGAGUUUAUUUGCAUUCCUCCAAACUAAAUGUAUCAUAUCUUGAUUGAUGUCAUUAACCCAAAGCCUAAAAAUUGCUUAAUUCAUAGACCAAUACAUUUUUGAUAUGAUAAUUCUGAAAGGUCAGACACUAGGAACAGUCAUGUACCUAAAUGAAGACAAAUGGAUUGUUCAAAAAAAUAUCUUAAUGAUUUUUGACUACCUGUUGCAUAAGUUUUUCUAAGGGUUUUUCAAAAUCUUUUCAGGAACAUAAAUGUCGUUUUGACCAAUAAUUAAUUUAUGUUUAUAUAAAAAUAUGCAACAACAAAGGUCUAAAACCAAACAAUCCUUGUCAACAGAUUUUUUAAUCCCCUACUGACAAAGUGGAAGGGGACCCCAGACUUGACCUCCGUCCAUCCAUCGAUCAGUCUGUCUGUCCAUCCGUCAGUCCUGCAAAUCAGUUUUCCACACUUUUUUUUCAUGCUUGAAGAUAAUGAUUUGAUAUUUGGUGUAUUGUUUUAUCAUUACAAGUUACAGAUCAAGUUUGAAAAUAUGAUCCGAUCCGAUGAUUUUGUGCAGAGUUAUGGUCCUUUGACUUAGAAAAUUCAGUAAAUUAAUCAGUUUUCCGCACAUUUUUUUGUCAUUCUUGAAGAUAUUGAUUUGACAAUUGGUAUAUAGUUUUAUCAUGACAAGUUACAGUUCAAGUUUGCAUUUUGUUCCGGUACAAUGAUUUUGUGCAGAGUUAUUGUCCUUGGACUUAGAAAAUUCACUAAAAUAAUCAAUUUUCCGCACUUUACUUCGUCAUGCUUGAAGAUAUUGAUUUGAUAUUUGUUAUAUAGAUUACACUGUGACAAGUUAUAGAUCAAGUUAGAAUUUUGUUCCAAUACAAUGAAUUUUUAACCGGUAGGGUUCUAUGUAUUGCCAUUCAAUACUCACAGAAUACUUGUUUUAAUUGAAAACCAGAAAUUGGUCAGCAAUGUAUUAUGGCUUAUGACUCAGUAAAAUAUUAAUGAAUUGGCCUGUCAACUCUUUUUUGUUUAUCUAACUUAAAUGUAUGAUAUCUGUGUAAAUGGAUUUGGUUCUGUUAAAAAGAUUCAUAAAAGUGUGUUUAAAUAUAUUAAUUUGUAAACAUGUGCAAAUACUUAACAUUGUUGUAUGCAUCACAUAUCUUUUAUCCAUUAUCAAUGCAUAAUCAUAUAAUUGGUAUGACAUGAAACAAGGACAGUUUAUAUUGCAUUUUACCAAUGUAUCAUUAGAAACUAUAUUAUGUUACAUUUUUAUUGUAUCUACUUUAUUGUGUUUUGUUGUUAUUAUAUUCAGUCAGGGGACUUAUUUAAGUAGCAAAUUCGAAGUUUUGUCACAAAUUGUGAUUUUGUAGUUUUACCAAAAUUUUAAACACAUAGAUUUAGAUAAUAUCUUGCCUUUGAUGCAAUCAUUUAGCUGUAAAUUCUAUUUUAGUUGAAAAAAUGCUAUAAUAAAGGCUUUACAUAAUGACCUGAUACUUUCUUAACACAUUUUUCCCAGCAGUGGGAGUAUUUUUACUGUAAAAUUCAAGGUUUCAUCUUACAGAUUAUGUAAUAAAAUUCUACUGUUCGCCGAUCAACAUGAUCAAAAUUUCACUGUUCGGGGGUGUUGAAAUUAGUGGGGGUUAUUAAAAUAAUGAUACUUAAAGAAGUGAUUUUUUUGGAAGGAAAUUGAGGUAUGAUACUUAAACAAGUGAUUUUUAUGUCAUUAUCUCAAAUUUAGUACAAGGUCAUCACCUGACAUAACCGGUCAUCCUAUCAAUACAGAUGUUGGUUCUGAUAAUUUUAGCAACAUAAUUAGUCCCUGGAUCUUUAGUAUUGUAUAUUUAAAGCUACAAUGAAAUUAAAUCACUUAGUCUAGUGAUUAUUUGUACUACUUAAAUAGGUGAUUAUUAAAGAAAGACAACUCUUACUUCCAACCUUUGUGGACAUAAUGUUUCUUGAAUCAGUGAUUUAGAAAAUCACUCAUUUAAGUAAGUCCCCUGACUAAUAUUCAUAUUGUUAUAUUAAAAUGUCUAUAUAUACAAAUUAGUGGCAAUUAUUAUACACAUUAAUGUAUUAGUAAUUUAAGAAAGUUGUAACAUUUUCAUUUUAACUGUUUGACUGUGGUUUACUGCUUAUAAGCCUCUAGUGCCCAAAGACUAGUCAGUGGUGCCGAUUGGAAUCUCUUUUUCUGUCUGUCCAUCUGCACUUCUGUGAAGUACGCUAUAUAUAUCAAGAUUGCCUCAACAAUUUUCUUUUUUUGACCCCAGGGAACGUCUUGUGUUGGAAAUAGAAAUACUGGGCGUCCUUCUGUCCGUCUGGCCUUGUAAGGCCUCUCACUGUACAGUUCUUGCUAGAUUUUUAUGAAAAUAAGUGCACAGCAAUUUUUUUUAAAAGAGUUUUGCCCCUUGGAAACAUUAAUGUUAUGAAAAAUUGCAUUGUUAGUGCUCUCAUGUGUUAAAAUCUUGUCAAAUUUUUAUGACAUUUAUAUCAUAGGUUUAUAUGAGUAAUGUCGUGGACCAGUUCAGAAAAUAGUGUCCAUCAACUAUUAUUAGUCCCCUACCGACGAAGUCGAAGGGGACCUUAGGUUUGCACUCCAUCCUUUUGUCUGUCUGUCUGUCUGUCCAUGCGUCAGUCUGUCAAAUCAGUUUUCCACACUUGUUUUCUUCGUGCUUAAAGAUAUUGAUUUGAUAUUUGGUGUAUUGUUUUAUCGUGACAAGUUACAAAUCAAGUUCGAAUUUUGUUCCGGUCUGACGAUUUUGUGCAGAGUUAUGGUCCUUGAACUUAGAAAAUUCACUCAAAUAAUCAGUUUUCUGCACUUUUUUUGUGUCAUGCUUGAAGAUAUUGAUUUGAUAAUUGGUAUAAGGUUUUAUCAUGACAAGUUACAGAUCAAGUUCGAAUUUUGGUCCGGUCUAAUGAUUUUGUGCAGAGUUGUGGCCCUAAGACUUAGAAAAUUCACUCAAAUAAUCAGUUUUCCUCAUUUUUUUCGUCAUGCUUGAAGAUAUUAUUUGAUAAUUGGUAUAUAGUUUUAUCAUGACAAGUUACAGAUCAAGUUCGAAUUUUGACCCGGUCUGAUGAUUUUGUGCAAAGUUAUGGUCCUUGGACUUAGAAAAUUCACUCGAAUAAUCAAUUUUCCACAAUUUUUUUUCAUCAUGCUUGAAGAUAUUGACUUGAUAUUUGUUAUAUAGUUUACACCAGGACAAGUUAUAGAUCAAGUUAGCAUUUUGUUCCAUUACAAUGAAUAUUUAACCAGUAGGGGACUAUGUUUUGCAGGGCAAUACUCACUGAAUGCUUGUUGAAAGAGUUAUGCCCCUUAGAACAUUAGUUGUAUGGAAAACUGAAUUGUUAUUACUCAUAUGUGGACAUUUCUUGCCAGAUUUUUUAUGAAAUUUAUAUUACAGGUUUAUAUCAUCAUUUUUUUUUGACGAGUUUGAAAAUCAGGGCUGAACAAUUAUGGCAAAGCCACAAGAUCUUAUAUCUACCAAAAAAGUUUUUCUCAGUCCAAGAAAAAUUGGUAACCACAAAAAUAUGAAUCCACUGAAUUAUCAAAAACUCAUACUGAAAUAAUUCCUGGUGUCAAUAUUUAUGAACAUUUAUACCCAAUCAACAUGUAUUUCUUUGUUUAUGUCAGUAUUCAUUAUUAUAUCCCAUGCAACAAAGUUGCGUAUGGUGUAGUGUUUUUAACCAAUCUGUCCAUCAAUACAUCUAUCUGUCAGUCCCGUCCUUCUUGUCACAUCUCUUCGAAACCACACAGCAGAAUUUCAUGAAACUUUGUAGAUAGUAAGGACAUUCUAUCUAGAUGUGUAUAUCAACAGGAAAUUAUGAUUCAGUUUUCUUUAAUUUGCUUCUGUGCUGCACACUAAGUUGUGUUUGCUUGUUUGUGAGAUCGACAAUGUAAUCAAUUCUAGCUUUCUUUGUGUCUAAUAAGAUGAUUGCUUACUAAAACAUGCGGAUUAUAACUUAGCAAUGCUUGUUAAACUUUCUUGACCCAGUUUUAUAUUUAUUGGAGCUUCAACAAAAUUUAUGAAUUCUCUAUAAAAUUGUCAAUCUGAGUAAGUACACACUCAAAUAAUUUAUUUGUUAAAUAGUUACUUCUCUUUUUUAGCUCACCUGACCGAAAUGGACAAAUGAGCUUUUUUCAUCACUCAGUGUCUGUCGUCCCCCAUGGUCCGUUGUUAACUUUUACAAAAACUUGGCCACAAUCAUCAUUGAGUUAUCUAGAUUAAAAAAUGUAUCCCAUUACCCUGCAUGCCAACCAACAUGGCCGCCAUGGCUAAAACUAGAACAUAGCGGUAAAAUGUAGAUUUUGGCUUAUAUCUUUGAAACCAAAGCAUUUAGAGCAAAUUUGACAGGGUUAAAAUUAUUCAUCAGGUCAAAAUCUACCUGCCUGAAAUUUUCAGACAAAUCAGACAACCCUUUGUGGGGUUGCUGCACCUGAAUUGGAAAUUUUAAGAAAAUUUUGCAGUUUUUGUUGAGCCUGCGACUUUUGUCGCAGAAAGCUUGACAUAGGGAUAGUGAUCCGGCGGUGGCGUUAGCUAACUUCUUAAAAGCUUUAUAUUUUAGAAGGUGGAAGACCUGGAUGCUUCAUACUUUGUAUAUAGAUGCCUUAUGUUACGAAGUUUCCAUCUGUCACAUGUCCAUUGUCCUUGACCUCAUUUUCAUGGUUCAGUGACUAAAGAUUUUUUGUAAUGUUAAUUUCUCUCUUAUUAUGAGUUAUAGGAUAACUAUAUUUGGUAUGUGCGUACCUUGCAAGGUCUUCAUGCCCGUCAGACAGUUUUCACUUGACCUCAACCUCGUUUCAUGGAUCAGUGAACAAGGUUAAGUUUUGGUGGUCAAGUCCAUAUCUCAGAUACUAGAAGCAAUAGGUCUAGCAUAUUUGGUGUAUGGAAGGACUGUAAGGUGUACAUGUCCAACUGGCAGGUGUUAUCUGACCUUGACCUCAUUUUCAUGGUUCAGUGGUUAUAGUUAAGUCUUUGUGUUUUGGUCUGUGUUUCUUAUACUGUAUGCAAUAGGUCUACUAUAUUUGGUGCAUGGAAUGAUUGUAAGGUGUACAUGUCUAGCUGGCAGGUGUCUUCUGAUCUUUACCUCAUUUUCAUGGUUCAGUGGUCAAAGUUAAGUUUUUGAGUUUUGGUCUUUUUUUCUAAUACUAUAUGCAAUAGGUCAUCUAUAUUUGGUGUAUGGAAAUAUUUUAUGAUGUACAUGUCAGUCUUGCAGGUUUUAUUUGACCUUGACCUCAUUUUCACAGUUCAUUGCUCAGUGUUAAGAUUUUGUGUUUUGGUCUGUUUUUCUAAUGCUAUAAGCAAUAGUUCAACUAUAUUUGUUGUAUGAAAGGAUUGCAAGCUGUACAUGUCUGCCUGGCAUGGUUCAUCUGACCUUGACCUCAUUUUCAUGGUUCAUUGGUCAAUGUUUAGUUUUCUUGUUAAGUCUGUAUCUUAGAAACUAUAAACAAUAGGUCAACUAUAUUUAGUGUAUUGAAUGAUUGUAAGGUGUACAUGUAUUUCUUGUUUGGUUUAUAUGACCUUGACCUCAUUUUCUUGGAUCAUGUUAAGUGUAUGUGAUAGUUGUAGAAAAGCUUUAUAUUUAGGACUACCAACAUAAUAUCAAUGAUUAGUAAAGAAGGCGAGACAUUUCAGCGUGUGCACUUUUGUUGGUUAUUUUAUUUAAAUUAUUAUAGAUAGAGAUAAACUGUAAACAGCAAUAAAGUACAACAAAGUAAGAUCUACAAAAUGGUCAAUUGACCCCUUAAGGAGUUAUUGCCCUUUAUAGUCAAUUUUUAACAAUUUUUAUAAAGUUUUGUAAUCUUUUACAAAAAUCUUCUCCUGAAACUACUGAGACAAAUUUAACCAAACUUGGCCACAAUUAUCAUUAGAGUAUUUGAAAAAAAAUGUGUCUGAUGACCUCGUCUACCAACCAAUAUGGCAGACAUGGCUAAAAAUAGAACAUAAGGGUAAAAUGCAAGUGUUGUCUGUAAUUUUUUGAACCAUUAUAAAUAGAGAAAAUCUGAAAUGAGCAAAAAUUUUCAGAAUAAUGAGUUUACCAAUUGUCCAUAUAUGUCAAAACUGUUAGGCAAAUUUCUUAUAGGAGUUAUUGCCCAUAAAUGAAUUUUUCAUUUUUGCCUAUUUAUAAUAUAAAAAAAAACUAUGAUAUUUAGAAGAGAAACAUUUUUUCCGUUAUGCUUUAUAUGAUUUAAAUUAUAGUAGAUAAAUAAACACUUUAAAUCACAAAAAUUACCAGCAAGGCAAGAUCUAUUAAAAAGUCAAAUGUUGCCGAUGUUGUUAGUAGACUGUCACUUUUCAUAGGAGUGAUUGCACUUAAAUGAGGAUUUUUUUUACCCUCUUUUGAGUUUUGAGCAAAAACUGAAGAAGAUAGAGAGUAACUAAGCAGACUGAAAGAUCAGUAAUACAAGAUAAACAAAAUAGAGAUUUUUGUCAUGAAGUGUCAAUGUUGGAGAGUGUCCUUUGUUUGAUAUGCACAAGGUGAGCGACACCAGCUCUUUAGAGCCUCUAGUUUUAAAUUAGUAUAUUACGGGUGAAAUAUUGUGUAAAUUUAAAAAAAACAAGCUUGAACUUUUAUCUUCUAGCUAAAGAUAUAUAAUCAAUUUGAAUGAUUUGUUGAAAUUUGUACAUAUAUUUUAUUGAUUGAAUCUAACUUAUCUUAUUUUUAAAGGCUUUUUACAUUUAUUAAUUGAUAUAUAUAGUCACCAUCAUUUUAAAACAUUCAAGACAUUACCAAUUUAAUCUUGAUCAAUUAUUAUAAAAAAAUUAUUAAAUGUUUGUAUAUAUUAAUUGCAGUAUGUGAAUUUUUCAAUAAUACUGCAUUUUACAAUUAUUUAUUUACAUGACUGGAUGUACAUCUCACCAAUCUGCAUUAUUAUUCUAUUUUAAUUUUUUUAUAUUGAAUGUUCAUUCACUUUUGUAUAUAUGUAUAUAUAUAAUAAAGUAUAUGUGUAGAA